CUGGAAUGAGUGGAACCUCAACCUGGAAGACGAUCUUCGUAUCAUCAAUGGUCUUUGGUGCUGAUGUAAAAAAUUAGUGUUAGGAAGUGGAGCUCCUCAGGGUUUUCAUGGAAUAUGACGUGACCGUGGUGUUGUCACCUUGUCCACCCAUUUCACCUGACCAGGUGUGCGGGCGAGGAGGACGUGGUGGUAUGCGUGUGGGCAGCAGCUGGAGGUGGCAGCUUUCCCGGGCUAUGAGACUAGCACUGCGUUGUUGCCGAUGGUGCCCUCCGAAGAGAAGGGGUCGAGGCGGGCGAAGCAGCGGGGUUCUGGAGCUGUGGAGCUACAGCAAACUGCUGCUCAAAUCGCUGUACUUCAACAGCCUCAGCAACUCGGACACUUUCCUCGACUGUGUUUUUGAGCCCGUGUACUGGAUUGUGGACAAUGUGACGCGCUGGUUUGGAGUGGUGUUUGUCUCUCUGGUCAUCCUGCUGACAACCUCAGUUGUGGUCAUCGUCUAUCUGUUCGUUCUUCCCACGAUCCUCAGCACCUACAUUGUGCCUUGGGUCUUUUGGCACAUCUCUUGUGGCCACUGGCUUCUCAUCAUGGUGGUCUUCCAUUACUACAAAGCCGUCACCACGUCUCCGGGUCACCCACCCAAGGACAAUUUCCAUAUUCCUUCUGUGUCCGUUUGUAAGAAAUGUAUCAAUCCAAAACCGGCCAGGACGCACCACUGUAGCAUCUGCAACACGUGUGUUCUAAAGAUGGACCAUCACUGUCCUUGGCUUAACAACUGUGUGGGCCAUUUCAACCAUCGCUACUUCUUCUCCUUCUGCCUCUACAUGACUCUGGGCUGCAUCUACUGCAGCAUCAGCAGCAAAGACAUGUUUCUAGAGGCUUACAAUGCUGUUGAGAGUUACUAUCAGACGCCCCCCCCGCCCUACACAUCCACAGAGAUGACUGCCCAAAAGUGCAUCAUCUUUCUCUGGGUACUGACCAGCUCCGUGGCGGUGGCUCUGGGAGGGCUGACCCUGUGGCACGCCACGCUCAUCAGUCGUGGGGAAACCAGUGUGGAGCGCCACAUCAACCGCAGAGAGACGAAAAGACUCAAGGAGCUGGGCAAGGUGUUCAGAAAUCCGUAUCAUCGUGGAAAGCUGGAGAAUUGGAAGCUGCUCCUUGGCGUGGAGAAAACAAGCCACUGGUUCACACGGGUUCUCAUACCCUCCGGCCAUCUUCCCAAAGGUGAUGGCAUCAUGUGGGACUGCACCUUCACGAAAAGACACCCCAUGGCCAUUUGACACGCUUUGUCUUCUAACACGCAUCCACACCACACUCAGUUCCCACUAUCGUGUUGAUGGAUCUUUUUUUUGGGUGUUGCUGGUCAGCAUUGUUCUCCCAAUGAAUCCAACGAUCCUUUUCCGGAAGGUAGAACAUGUGUACUGUAUGUCUGGGCUUGCAGUCAUUGCAUUAUAAAAGGUGCUACAACAGGGUGUCCAAACUUUUUCCAAUGAGGGCCGCAUAAUUAUGAGAUAAAAAUAAUUAUGACUUAGUGUGCUAGGUUGUUGCCUUGUCACGUUCAUGUCCUGAAAGACUUGGACCACCUCCGUGUCCAAGUCAUUCCAAUGGUUCACAGACAAAUAUUGCUUAUUAUUAUGACAUCCUAGUUCACGCAUUGUGUUUUUUUAUUAUAGAGAAAUGUCACCAGCAUCAGCCCAUCACUACUCCACUGACAACAUAGGCACACGUGUCACUUUAUUGAGAACAAGGUCAUGAAAUCAUGCUAAUUCAGUGAGACUUUUGUUUUUAUUUAAAUGGGUGAGUGUAUCCGCUCACAGUGAUGAUGAUAUACGUGCGGAUAUUUUAUGUGGCGUCUUUGUGCCAAAUUCAUGUCGAUGCCUGUGAGAUGUAGUCGUGUAACUGAGUGAUACCAAGCCCAAACAAAAGAGCUGCGCUCUGUUAAAUCACUGUCCUUUUUAAUAAAAACAAAUCUUUGAUAUUA
Messenger RNA from Doryrhamphus excisus (bluestripe pipefish), 1978 nucleotides. RefSeq names its product zDHHC palmitoyltransferase 16b (gene zdhhc16b). NCBI's taxonomy places the organism in Eukaryota, Metazoa, Chordata, Actinopteri, Syngnathiformes, Syngnathidae. The record is from RefSeq and is a predicted model, not a curated record. Gene Ontology annotation, molecular function: palmitoyltransferase activity.